This is a messenger RNA of Alosa alosa (allis shad), 4784 nucleotides long. RefSeq names its product regulation of nuclear pre-mRNA domain containing 2a (gene rprd2a). Gene Ontology annotation, molecular function: RNA polymerase II complex binding. Bases 45 to 3560 code for a protein of 1171 amino acids. The record is from RefSeq and is a predicted model, not a curated record. Gene Ontology annotation, cellular component: RNA polymerase II, holoenzyme. Gene Ontology annotation, biological process: mRNA 3'-end processing. The transcript is spliced from 10 exons. Lineage: Eukaryota; Metazoa; Chordata; Actinopteri; Clupeiformes; Clupeidae.
CUCGAUAAACACAAGAAGUAGUUAACCAGAGAUCGGCCUGGAAAAUGGCGGCUGGAGGUGCUGCGGCAAGUAGCCACGGUAGCCGUGGCUCGGCUGCCGCGCUGGAAUCAUCUUUAGACCGUCGUUUUCAAGUAGUAACAAAUACUAUGGAGUCAAUACAAGGAUUAUCAACAUGGUGCAUCGAUAACAAGAAGUACCACAACAACAUCGUACGCGCCUGGUUGAAAUGGAUCAAGAAAUCUGAUUCCGCUCACCGGCUCAACCUCUUCUACCUGGCCAAUGAUGUCAUCCAGAACUGCAAGAGGAAGAAUGCCAUUGUGUACCGCACUUCCUUUACUGCAGUGCUGCCCGAUUCCAUGGAGUUCUUUAAUGCUCCGGACGAACCCAAGGUCCGCAGAGCGGUGGAGAGGACUCUGACCAUCUGGGAGGAGCGGAACAUUUACUCCGAGGAGUUCAUCGCCAAUCUCAGGGUUGGCCUCCAGGAGAAGGAACCCGAGGAACCAGCGUCUGCGACUCCUGUCCCCACCGCCACAGCUACCCCCAAAGUCAGCGCUGCACAGAAGUCCAAGAUAGUUGCGGAGUUUGUGCCCCAGUCUUUCGUUCAGAAGUUACAGAAGCACAGGUCAUCUGUGGACGAAGUAGACCUCCGAGAAAAACAGCUGGCAGCCAUGAGGGUGGAUGUGUGCAGCUCGGAGGCCCUGAAGAAGCUGAAAGACAAAGCAGGAGGUAAGAAGUUUGCCAAGGACUUUGAGGAGGGCAGUUCGAAGCUGCAGGAGUUUGUGUCCAUACUGGACGCCCAGGUGAAGAAAGGCCCUGUUUUAUUGGAGGCGCUGCAGAGUGCAGACAUCUUCUACGAGAUGCAGUACAAGGAGGUCAAGAUCGUGACCAAAGCUUAUGAAACUUUCGCCAACCGAGUGAAUCACCUGAAGCGGAAGCUGGAUGCCCUGAAGGCUUCCCUGCCCUCGCUCGACGACUCGCCAGUCCCGUCACCCUGCGCGGAUGCGCCGUCCCCCACCGGCUCAGAAUCUCCCUUCCACGGCCUCACUGCUCCUGACCCUGACCUGGACGGUGACGCUAUGGACCACGACCCCGAACCCCUCAUCCCCCUGGGAGAUGCCCCCAGCCCCCUGUCCUCGGCAGGGGGCUCCCCAAAACCCGAUGCUGCGGUGGGGCAGACGGACAACACAGAGGUGGAGGACAUGGAGCUUUCCGACAUGGAGGAGACAGAGGGUGGAGGCAUCAUAGUAGAGGAGCAGGUGGAAACGCCCAUCGUUCCUGUGGCGUCCAAUCCCGUUCCAGCACCCAUUACCACUCAACCAGCACUUACCAAUAAGGCUGCACCAGUAAUGCACGCCACCCCCCCUUCGGAGACUCCUCCCCCUGCUGCUGUUGCUCCUCCCCCUGCUGCUGCUGCUGCUGCUGCCAUCACAGUGACUCCAACAGUGCCGACAGUCCCAGCUAAUCUGGCCAACGUGGACCUUGGGAAGAUUAGUUCCAUUCUCAACUCCAUCAUGAAGAACACAGGAGUUAGCCCAGGUUCUCGGCCUUCCAGCGAGUCGCCGGUUGCUGCCACCAGUUCCCCGGCACCGCCUCAGAAGAACCCAGCACCACCUCCACAGAGCUCCAGCUCCCUGGCCAGCAUCCUCUCCAAAGUGGACACCAGCUCCAUCCUCAGCGCGCUCUCCAAAACUCAAGGACAGACUGGAGGACUGCAGGGUUUCUCCUCCAUUCUGAAUAACCAAUCGGUGAAGACCACAGCCAGCCCUCUUGCAAGCACGGAGUUGCCCAGGACUUCCUCUUUUCCGGCACCUUCUAACAACCCAAUCCCAACCUCCCUCAACACCCCUUCCCCCUUGGGACCAUUUCUAAUGGGGAACAGCUCCAACCGGCAAGAAACGAUUCCUUCCUCCUUCAUGCCUACACCAGGUUCUAGUAACAUGCAGACCAAGCCACUUCCAGAGAAGCAGGGGAUUAACGAACGCUCCUCUUCGACUGCUUUGUCCUCAAAUCUUGAAUCAAGGAUUCAUAGCUUCUUCCAGGGGAAUCAUGGCUUACGCGAUGGCUUGGGCUUCAACGCUGACCCUCUGGGGCAAAGGGGCAGCACUUUGCCCACUGCUCUUCCAGGACAGGUUGCAGCCAGCAACAGCCCGUCUUUGGGGCAAGAGAACUUGGAGGGGACCCCUGUAAGGGAUGAGUCUGGGGGCACUCCUACCCAAGAUGAAGUCUCGGAUGCCUCCUCGGGGAAUGUGCUGUCCAUGUUCCAGGGCGGGGUUCCUAAAACUGGUGUGAAUAAUCCGGCCUCAAAUCUGGGCUCCAGUCAAGCCCCUCCUGCAUAUGAUAAUGAGUUUUGGAGAAAUUCAAAUACCCAGUCGAAGUUGUACGGAACUCCAAAUGGUGCACCGUUCCGUCAGGGAGGCUACAAUGGGAUGGGCCAGGUCACUAGACCCUCCGGUUCUUCUGGUUCUGAACUUAAUCAGUACCCGACGCAGGUCCCAAACACAGUUUCUGGUGGCAAACUACAAUCUGAUAAUGAAGAGUCAAGACGUGACCCCAAGGGUGGUUGGUAUGGCCAGCCAUACGUGGACAAGUACAGUGACUCAAACAUGGCUGCCACGUCAUUGAAUUAUGGGGAGGGGCAACGAGAAAGUGAAGCCAUUCACCAGUCUACUUCGCACUCUGCCCCUGGCUUCUUCAACACGCCUUUGCCACCCAUUCCGCAACUCCCUCCCCCACCUAAGGAGCUCUUGUCAGGGCCUUCUUCCAGCAGCAGGCCGGGGCCUGGGCCUGGGCCUGUAGCAGAACCCUCUGAAGCAUCCAACCACCCUGACGAGUACCAUGACCCAUCUCACUUUGAGCCUGUUCGAGAGGACCUGCUUCUGCCAUACCCUGAGCCUUACCCUGAAGAGGAGAUGGGCCACCCAGGCGAACCCCCAUUCUCCCAUCCCCAACCAUACCCUCAUCCUCCCCAACAUCCUCCCCAUCCCCGGCCACUGGGACCUGGACUCGAUGGGGGCCCCAGACCCCCACUGCAUCAUCCCCACGGUCCCCCUCACCCACUUCCCCGUCGAGGUCUCUCCCCCCCUCCAGGCCCCAUGGGCGACUACUAUGAGACUCACAGCCCCCCACCCCCACAUCGGGGUUACUACGAAGACCGCAGCCCCUCUCCUCCGCCGUUUGAGGACCCCUACUACGACCGCUAUUAUGACCGCGAAGCGCGGAGUCCUUCCCCACCUCCGUACCCGCACAGACAACCCCUGUCUCCACGUGCCCUCUCCCAUCCCCCAGAGUUCGAUGUCUAUGACUAUGAACAUGACCUCCACCCCGCCGAGCACCGGCUUCCCCCACACCCCUUCCAUCCUCGUCCGCCGCAUCCGAUGCACCACAUGGCCCCCAUCCCUCAGAGGCCUCUGGGUCCAAGGCGGCCCAUGCCUCCAAGACCUCCCCACCAUCCUCACGACCCCUACCGUAUGCCCAUGAAACGGCCUCCGUUCGGGGGUCCUCCGAGAGGCGGCGGUCCGUUUUACCCUCCAAAGAGACCCUACUUGCCCCCGCGCUAUUGACUUUGCUGAAGGAGCACACGUGUUUGCACGUUGGUGGUCGGACGAUCACAGUCACGAUGAACUCGUGUCCUAGACGAUUUAGCUACUACAUGUCAUGCUGUCAGUAGCGACUGGAAAAGGAUCAGUUGUGUUGAGAAGCCUUGUUCCUUGUUCGCCUCCUUGAUCUUGCUCCGUCAGUUAGAGGGAUUUUGAAGCGGACCAUACAAAAAGACAGACACACAAGAGUAUGCCCAAGACUUACCUACAGAUGUGGAUUAUCCUGGUCACACACUGUUAGUCCCAAGCCAUCUGGAGGCGUUCAUCCAUGCUACAUAGAAGACAUGACCUUCUGAUGAAGAUGGGGAGUGAGCAAGUGAAGAUGAGGAUGAUGAAGGAUUUGAUGGCGGAGAUGGUGUGGAGGCUGAGACGACGAGGGCCCUCAAGCUAAAGAAAGAAGAUGAGAGGUGGUUAUUAUUUUCUGUUUGAUAUUCCUGUUGUUUUGUAUAAGUAUCUCACAGUCUAAAGCCCUUUCUCUACCGAGUGGGGCUUCUGUGCAUGGUUUCUCGACUGCAUGUAUUUUAAACCGUGAAAAUCUUUCAGGACCGUCUAGACUCACAACUUUAAAUCUGUGUACCCUGCAAAUAUCUAUUUAGAGCUAUUUGAGAUGGCUUUAUGCCAACCUCGCUUCAGUCGAUACAUACAUUUUAGUCAUGUAUGUGGACUGAAGAAGAAUGUUCAGUUUUUUCCAGCUCAAUUAUUAUUUUUGUGAAGAUAGUUCAGACAUUAAGAGUGACGGAAAGGUGUUUUGAAACUGAAUAAAUGUUUAAAAGAAAUAUUAAAGAAAAUGUUUAGAUGUAAAUAUAGCCGUCCAAUUGCCUCCCUGCAAUUGUUUUUUUGUUUUGUUAGUUAGUUAAUACCUUUGUGCGAAAUGCCAGCUAACCCUGGGAGCGGUAGCCUAUUUUUGCGCGAUUGAGAUGGGUUGGGAAGGGUGGAUUGAGGCAGGGAGGCGUAGAGCAGGUGCGAAGAAGACCAAGAAGACAUUUAAGCCCUGAUUCAACUGCACUGCUGGAGAGAACGGCGUCAGAAGAUUGUUGGCCGGAGUUUUGCUUUUUAUUUGCUCUGACUUUAAUAAAGACCUGCUUUUGGAACAAACCCCACACUGCCCUGCGCGGGUGCUGUCUGUCUCUGCUGUGGGUCACCUGUGCGCGUGUGUGUUUGUGUGUGUGGUUUGUCUCCUUAUUAUUA